Dujonia railenensis is the source of this 858-nucleotide messenger RNA. NCBI's taxonomy places the organism in Eukaryota, Fungi, Ascomycota, Pichiomycetes, Serinales, Debaryomycetaceae. The record is from the annotation of a GenBank genome assembly.
AUGGCAAAGGCUGAACCGCUUGACGAGAUUCAAUGGAAGUCGCCCGAGUGGAUCCAACAGUUUGGGCUUCAUUCUGAGAACGUGCUAGACUAUUUUUCAGAGUCCCCGUUCUACGAUCGUACUUCCAAUAACCAAGUGCUAAAGAUGCAGUUUCAGUUCCAACAAGUGCCGCCCAACGUACACCCACAAGAGUAUUUGCGACAGAAGUUGGUGGAGAUGGUUGGUGUAGAGUUCAUCAUUGCAUACGUGAAGGAACCGGACUUCUGGAUCGUGAGAAAGCAGAAAAGACUCUCACCGUCCAAUGUAGCCGUGCAACAGGACUACUACAUAGUAGGGGCCAACAUAUACCAGGCACCCAAGAUAUAUGACAUAUUAAGCUCGCGGUUGUUGUCAAGUAUCAACUCCGUGAAACUGUCCUUGGACGUUUUAAACAAGAUAAGUAACUAUAACAUCGGUAAUGGUGGGCAUUCGUAUCCUACUGUGAACGACAAGCUGGCCGCCCUUCCAUCGUCUUCAAUGACUUCUUCCCAGAUGGAAGAGUCUGCUACAACAUCCACAACUGCCACGGGUGCCAACACUGCUACUCCCAUGGUCUCCACGCCAGGGACCGCAAUGCCUCCAGGAAGCGUGGUGCCGCCUGGUACUGUAGGUGCCAACAACAUCAACACCACUACAACACAUCCAUUACACAACGCUAACAAUGCUCUCAACAACAUCCUGUCGACGACGUUCGAUGGUUUGUUAAGCACGGUCAUAAACCUGAACGACCAGGGUACGUAUCUUGACGAUAUACCUUACUACGGGAAAGGAAGCACGGUAGAGAAAUUUGACUUGAAGAUCAACCUAGAAGACGAUUAG